GAGAUAAGUUGUUAUGCAUUUGGCAUUUUGUUCAAGUCACAAAUUUAGUAGAGGAAGAAGCAAAAUCAUCAAAAUGAAGAUUUUUCUGAUAUUAGCUAUUUGCCUUCACGUGCCAGUCCGGGGGCAAUCCCCCGAAUUCUGGAACGCCCAGGCCCGAUCCAGUAUCAGUGACGCUCUCAACCUUGAAUAUAACACCAAAGCGGCCAAGAACGUCAUCGUCUUCGUAGGCGAUGGCAUGGAUGUAUCGACCGUGGUCGCCUCCAGGAUACGACAGGGCCAACAGGAAGGCGUUGAGGGGGUCGGCAACGUACUCGCCUGGGAGGAAUUCCCUUAUGGGGGUCUUGUAAAGACGUAUUCUACUGACUUCCAAUCCGCCGACUCUGCGAGUACCGCUACCGCAAUCUUCGGCGGUGUGAAAACCAAGGACGGGGUGAUCGGACUCGACGACGACGCCAAACGCGGUGAUUGUGCUUCGGCGGCCGGCAACGAAGUCGUCUCCAAUCUUCAUCUUGCACACACGCAAGGCAAGUCUACAGGCUUCGUCACCACGGACAGCGUCACGGGUGCCACGACUGCCGCCCUCUACGCUCACUCACCGGAAAGGGAUUGGAACAGCGAUGCAGAUAUACCUCGAAUGCAAGAAGGGUGUAAAGACUUGGCUUACCAAUUGAUCAUGGACAAUGACUUCAUCAAUGUCAUUCUCGGUGGUGGAAGACAAGAAUUCCUGCCAUCCAGCCUUGAGGAUCCCGAGUAUUAUGACGUAUAUGGUCGACGUGCAGAUGGAAACGACCUGAUUGGUCAAUGGAAAGCAGAGAAAAAUGGCGCCAACUCGCGGUACGUGUGGAGCAAAGACGAAUUCGACAACAUUGACUCGACAACAACUGAAUAUCUACUUGGACUGUUUGAACCAAGUUUCAUGCGAUACGGAGCCGACCGCGAUGCCGAUGGUGCCGGGGAACCCUCUCUUGCAGAAAUGACCGAGAAAGCUAUUAAAAUCAUGGAGAAAGAUGAAGAUGGAUUUUUCCUAGUAGUAGAAAGUGCCUUGAUCGACCUCAGUCAUCACGUGGGGAAAGCCGGCGAUGCCUUAGCCGAGACCAUAGAGCUAGCCAAUGCAGUAGAGAUGGCUAUGGCGUUGACUGAUCCAACGUCGACGCUUAUUGUCGUCACAUCCGACCACGCCCAUACCAUGGGCAUUAUGGGAUAUCCCAGCAAGAACAACCCAAUUCUUGGUACUGUUGAUGACCAGGAGUCGCUUGACCGCUUACCCUACACCACACUGACCUAUCUGAACGGACCAGGGGGCGUUAAUGUCCAGUCCAACUGGGAGAACAAUGGUAACAGGCGAGAUUAUAGUGGCGUCGAUACAGAGUCACGUGAUUGGGUACAAGAUGCCAUCAUCCCCCUACAAGCAGAGACGCAUGGUGGAGCCGACGUUCCUGUAUACGCCCAAGGCCCAUGGUCCCAUCUCUUCGCUGGAAUCCACGAGCAGAACUACAUCGCACACGCCGUGCGUCACGCCGCAUGCCUUGACGCAUCCGCCAGCAGCGCGUGCGCUUUAAGCGGAUCCCAAGAUGACGUCAUGGGCAUCAGAGGAGCUCGCCCCGCCUACAACGGACGCUAAUUUUAUGUUGAAAAUUCCCUGUCAUUUCGAUGGUGACGUACAUAUUGUUAAUUUAAAUGAUACACUUGUAAAGCCAAGAGCUAAUACCGUUAAAGGGAUGCUCCGGGCUGAAAAUGAUAUGAUUUAAACAGAUAAAGAAAAAUAAGACAAAAUAAUUGCUGAAAGUUUGAUCAAAAUCGGACUAUAAAUAACUGUACAUAAUGGCAUGUGCAUUAUUCCGGUGAAACAGUUCUAGGUAUGCCUUCAUGAAUAUUCAAUGAGCAACUUGAAGAAUUUAUAAUUAU
Messenger RNA from Lytechinus variegatus (green sea urchin), 1905 nucleotides. RefSeq names its product alkaline phosphatase-like. Gene Ontology annotation, molecular function: alkaline phosphatase activity. Gene Ontology annotation, biological process: dephosphorylation. The coding region runs from base 14 to 1621 and encodes 535 amino acids. NCBI's taxonomy places the organism in Eukaryota, Metazoa, Echinodermata, Echinoidea, Temnopleuroida, Toxopneustidae. The transcript has 9 exons. The record is from RefSeq and is a predicted model, not a curated record.